Messenger RNA from Astrephomene gubernaculifera, 2894 nucleotides. Lineage: Eukaryota; Viridiplantae; Chlorophyta; Chlorophyceae; Chlamydomonadales; Astrephomenaceae. The record is from the annotation of a GenBank genome assembly.
AGGAGCUGGGCGGCUCACUUGGGCGCAUGGAAGCAACAGUACAUGCAAGAGCAGCAGAAACGCCACAGGGAUUGUCGGAAUGGACGAUGAGAGAUGUGAGCUUGUCAUCAUCACCAAGUGCGGCGAUUACUCUGGCGGAACCCGCGGGACGGAAUGCCCACGCAGCAGCAGCAGCAAAUGGAACGCCGUCAGGAUUCUGCUCGCCAGCGUUGCAGGCGGCACGUGCAAGGGCACGUGCUGCAAGGGCAACGUCCUCCGCCCCCGCCCCCGCCUCUGUCUCCACUGGCGCCUCCGCUGGUGCCUCCGCUGGUGCCGUAGGACAACACACACCGCAGCAGCCAUGUGACGCCGCGUACGGCAGCCUUGCGAAGCGUCUGUUGUCGUACCUGCUAGCGGGGCUGGAUCGCUUGGAGCUGGACGCCAUGCAGCUGCUGCGGUUGGUUGCUGCCAUACAGCAUCCCUGUACGGCAGAUCUGUUCGACACGUCAUCCGCCCGCUGCGAAGUGCUGUUGGCGUUGCUGUCCGCCCCCUUGCGGCAGAAGUCGGAUCAUCACGCGCAUCUGGCUUGGCGGGGCAACAGCGGCGGCGGCAGCAGUGGCACCGGCGGGCUAGGUGGCUCCAGGGUAACCCGAGCAGGCACUGCUGAGUACGACACCGCUGUGGCAGCGGCAGCAGCGGCUGUGCUGCCAGGCACCUUGCGUUUGCUGGAUACGGAUGACUUGAUUGCCGUACUGCAUGCAGCAUCGCAACGCCAGGUACGGUUCACGUCACAAGUACGGCAGCAGGAAUUGCAGCGGCUUGAGGAGGAGCAACGUGGAGGGCAGCAACAGCAGCGACAGCAACCGCAAUCAUCAUCAGCGGUGGAGCGGGCCCGAGUAGCAGAGCGUGCGGAUCCGAUUGCCGCUGCGGUCCUGUCGUUCGGGCUGGCGCAGCUGCUCGAUCUGGCGUCAUCUGACUACCGACCCGGUUACAUGUACGGCGCUACGCAUGACGCGUCGCCGCUGCUGCCGCCACUUCAAAACGAGUUUACGGCAUUACCGCCGCCGGGCGGCCGCCGCUGGUCGGCUUCCUCACCCCAGCCGAGAUGUACGACUCGCGGACGGGAACCGUCACCGCCGCCGACAGCGGAGCAAUGGCACACCGCCGUGACGGCCCUGGCUGACGGCACGCUGGCGCUGGCGUCGCCGGCAGCGCUAGCAGCAGCAGCGGCGGCUGCCGUACCAACGGCUGCCGUCGGCGGGGCUGGCGGCGGCGGCGGCGGCAGCCCUGACUUGGCGGGCCUCACGCCGGCGGCGCUGCUGCGGCUGCUGCGAGCCCUAGCGCCGGUGUGGCGGCAGCUGCACCCAGACCAGACGGCCGACAUGGCGGCGGCGCUGUCGGAACUGCAUGCGGCGGCACGUGAGUGGGCGCGGUUGGAAGCUGACGUGGCGGUGGAGGCGGCGCAAGGUCGGCGGGGCCGUGUACGAGCUUACGGCGGCGGCUGGAGGAGCGGCGCGCCGGAGGCUGAGGACUGGCAGGCGGUGCAAUGCGCCGUGGCGGACGCGAUGUACGGCAUGUCGGCGGAGUCGCUGGCGGAGGCGGUGACGGCGGCGGCGGAGCUGGCUGAGGCGGCGCCGCUGCGCGAGGAGUGGGUGGCGGCGGUGACGGAGGUGCUGGUGAUGGCGCCGCCGCAGCCGCCGGCACCGCUGGCGGGGGGCUUGAAGGGCCUUACGGACGCGGGAAUCGUGUUGGAGCUGUUGCUGGGUUGCAUGGAGCUUGAGAGGGUGCAGGUGCAGCUGGCUCCGGCGGGUGCGCAUGUGGAGGCGGAGGCGGCGGUUGACGCCGCUGCGUUGGCGACUGAGGUGGAGAGGGUUGGGAGUGCUGAGGAGCCGGGCGCGGCCUCGGCGCCUCAGGUUGGGUUUGCACUACCCGUGCUUCCGCUGCUGCAGCGCCUGGGGGCAUUGCUUGAAGGCGUGCAGCAAAAGCGGCAAAGGCCAGCGGAAGAGUGCGAAUCGCGGGGGAUGCACCUGCCGCUGCCGCCAUCUGCAGUGUGUCAGCUGCUGCCGCGGCUAGCCCAGCUGGCCUCCACCCUGCCCCUCGCUGCCGCCGUCAGUCGUGCCGCCCUGCCGCUCCUGUCCUACCUGCAGCGCUGUGCCUUCAGCGGCGCCUCAGUGGAAGACCUAGUCGCAGCGCUGGCCGGCAUCGGACGGCUGUUGCUGCGGCCGAGUGACCCGUGGGUCACUGCGCUGUGCGACGCGACGUUUCCGCUUCUCCGACCCGCAGUGAAGACUCCCUUACACCAGCUAUCCGCGCUCUCGCAAGCCAUGGCCGCUGCAUGGGUUGUACCGACUGCCGAGUGGCAUGCCGCGCUGGCGGCAGCAACGUUACAGCAACUGCAAGUACGGCACCCACAAUUGUACGGCACUCACAGCGGCCGCGCUGGCGCCAAUGCCGAAUGGAACAAUGCCGGCAGCAGGUCUUCAUUGGCGGUUACCGUGGCCUCCCUGGAGCAGCUGCUGGGUGCUGAGGCCAUGUGGUUCCGGCUAAGCGGCAGCGUUGUUGUUGCGGGGCCGGGCAGCAGCAGCAGCAGCACCAGCAGCGAGUGGGUGGGUGCGUUGGUGGCUGCGAGUGUGCCGCUGCUGCCGGCUGCUGCUGCGGGGCAGCCGGGGGCGCUGGGGGGCCUGCCGUACUGGCUGCAUGUGCUGGGAUACGACCCAGGACCCGACUUCAUCUCGGCGCUGCUGCAGGGCUGCUCCCGCGCCUCCCUCGCCGCAUUCACCGCACCCCAGCUGGCCCGCCUGUCGUACGGCCUAGCCGGACUGGGCUACCAGCCUGAAGACCCAUGGGUCGCCGCCCUGCAGCGCGCGGCCGCCUCCAAGCUCGACGCAUGCGACCCGCAUGACCUGCUGGACCUG